GUCAGCAGGCCCCAGCCUGGUCUAUGCUUACGCGCUCGAAAACAGCCGUCAUGGAACAGAUGUCCGGAGAAACGGACGAGGCCUAUCAGGCCCGGAUGCUGCUUCUGAUUACCAAAGCCAAGCAACGGUUGGAUGCAGUAGCAGCUGCAACAAAGAAGAAGGCAGAGGACGCCGAGAAAGCACGUCUAUUGGCAAUUGAACAGCAGCGCCAGCAAGACGAGGCAGCAGCAAAGGCUGCCGAUGAAGAACGACUUCAACGACGGGAGAAAAUAUUCAGCGGAGAGCGAGCUUUGUUCACAAUGGCAGCGGACUGGAGGGCCGAGGCUGAGAAUGGGAAGCUGGAAGAGAGUGGAAACAAGAUCGCUCUACUCCUCUCCCAUCUCACGGACCUCCUGGCCACAUGCAUUGCACAACAGGUGGACAUUCACAACCUCGAUGACGCAGUUCAGACACACAAUCAAGUGUUUGAUCAACUCACCAGCCGCCUCCAGCAGCUGGAACAAACCGUCGCCGCCCCCGUUGCCAGCUCUUCCAACACCUCCGAUCGCCUCGAGGCAUUGGAGAUUGACGUCGGAUCCCUCAAGGACGGUGUGCUGUUACAGCAAACCGCAACGCAACAGUUGGAGCAGCGGAUCUGUAUUGCCGCCAACCACUCAAGCUCGAAACCGCGCGAGACAACUCCAAAGUUCGAUGGGCAGGAGAUCUUCUGCGACUCGACGAAGACGGACCCGAUUUCAUGGUUCCGCAAGUUCGAGCUCACAUUGCAGCGACACUACGUCAGUGAGCACAAGCAUCACGCAUACUUAUACUCCCGCUCAGUGGGCGCGUGCCAAGCAUGGCUGGACAAUCUCCUGUCCAAGUAUGGAGUGGUGGCUGCUGACUUGCAUACCAAGAUCAGCUGGGGGGAUCUAAAGGUGGCGUGGCAUAAGCGGUUCCAGGUAGAGCCGCAAGGGCAAAUUGGGAAACUGAGCACCGCCGGGAGUGACUCGACGACACUCUCGACGCCAUCAGAACCGGUCACUUCACGGGUGACCGCCCUUCGUUCCAAGCCACAUGCGGAAGUCGAUAGUGCUCCCCUUCUUUAUUCUUUUGAGGACUAUGCUGCCCGGCUAGUUCCUACGCUGAGUACUCAUGCUCAAGGACAAGACGUGUGUGUGACAUCUUCUCCGUCCGACAACGACAACUUAUCGUCUUUAAGUGGUUCUUCACGGGAUUCGGCACGCGAGUUCAACAUAGAGGUAUUGGACCCGCUCACGUCCGAGGGUUUCGCAUGGCUUCCUCUCCCGACAACGGGCCGCUUGUCGGGACCGCAAUGUGCAACAUUAUGCGCUCAUCUUCACACGUACUUAUCCUUCUAUGCACCACCAACUUCGCCGACGGAAGACGAAAUCGCGGUGGGGGACAUCCUUGCGUAUGUUACCAAGGUGGCCCGUGAGUUUCGCAAGCACCGGAACGAUGAAAACAACGCACCGCUCCUCUAUGUCCGCAUCCAAGUUGGGAAAGCGUCCUACAGCGCUUUGUUGGAUAACGGCGCGUCUCGCAAUUUUAUGAGCCAAGCCUUUAUGCAAAAGGAUGGCCUUGGCGCACAAGUUCGAAGGAAGGCAAACCCGACAGCGAUCAAGUUGGCGGACGGAAGGACGCAGCAGCUUAUCGACCGCUACAUCGAGGUCGUACCGGUGUAUUUCGCACCUCAUGCAUGCGAACCGAUGACAUUUGACAUUUUGGACACGGACUUUGACAUUAUUUUGGAAAUGCCUUGGCUUGCAAGCGCGGAUCACACGGUCAACUUCCACCGGCGGACUCUUACCGUUCGCGAUGCCUUCGACGCCGAAGUGUCGUGUACUAUUCCUUUUCCGCACCCUUCGAUUCAGUGCCAAGUGGUGACGACCAAAUCAUUCCGGGCUACUUGUGCUUACGAGCAGUCUGAUGAAAUCAACCUAUGCUUCCUACAUACCGUUGCGGUAGCCGACUCGUCACCCAAGGACUUGUCUUUGGACCCUCGUAUGGUGCGGUUGCUUGAUGAGUUCGCCGACAUCUUCGAGUCACCUACCGGUGUGGUGCCGGAUCGGCCGAUCUCUCACGAGAUCAUUCUCGAGGCCGGUGCUGUGCCGCUGAAAGGUUGCAUUUAUUGCAUGAGCGAGGAGCUUACGGUCCUUCGUUUGCAACUCGAUGAUUUCUUGGACAAGGGUUGAAUCCGCCCUAGUAGCUCUCCAUACAGAGCGCCAGUUCUCUUCGUACGGAAGAAGAACAAAUAUCUACGUUUGUG
Messenger RNA from Chara braunii, 2266 nucleotides. The record is from the annotation of a GenBank genome assembly. Lineage: Eukaryota; Viridiplantae; Streptophyta; Charophyceae; Charales; Characeae.